GUUAUAGGCAACCAACCCCAAAGUUCUCCAAAUCCAAAUAGGACAUAACUUCUGAAUCAUGGAAGCCCUUUACUAGGAAAACACAAAUUCCUAAACGAAAAUAUAUAUAAAAAAGAAAAAGAAAACUCUCGCUAGUUCCUAUAUAUAUAUUUACUCCCUCUUGUCAUAAUAAUAAUAUAUAUAUACACAGAAUGACUUGCACCGAUCUGCAUCCCUAUUUGUAAUCAAUACGUAGUACCCUCUCAAACGUAGAUAACAUGAACGCCGACGCCGAUGACAACCCUAGCAUGUGGGCGGUGCAUGCGAGUAAAAGAAGAGGAGGAGGUGGUAACGGACGGAGAAAGAUAGAGAUAAAGAAGAUACAAGACAACAAAACAGGUCUAAUCGUCACGUUCUCAAAGCGGCGCACUGGUUUGUUUAAGAAAGCUAUGGAGUUCUGCAACCUAGAUGGUGGUGGUGCUGAAGUUGUUCUCAUCACUUUCUCUCCUUCAGGUAGACCUUUUUCUUUCGGGAAACCUUCUCCCGACUCUGUUGUCCUUCGUUACCUGACCACCCCUCAAAGAGCCAAGGACACUACACCGCCGAAGCCACAGAAGGAAGAGGAGGGAGAAGGGUUCUUGUGGGAGAAGGGUAUAAAGAAUUUGGACGCGGAGGAGGUUGAAGAGUAUAAAGAUGCAUUAGCAGAGUUGAAAAAGAAAUUGGUUUUCAGAAUUGCAGAGAUUAGAGUGCGAAGUGCCAAUACUCGAAAUUUCUUUUAGAAUGCCAAAUGGAUGAUUUCUUCUGAUUCUUUUAUUUUGCUUUUUUUAAUUUGUUACUAACAUUUUUAUAAUUAAAUUAUUAUUAUUUUCACUACUAAAUUAUAUUUUCAUAAA
Ricinus communis (castor bean) is the source of this 872-nucleotide messenger RNA. RefSeq names its product agamous-like MADS-box protein AGL62. The coding region runs from base 258 to 758 and encodes 166 amino acids. NCBI's taxonomy places the organism in Eukaryota, Viridiplantae, Streptophyta, Magnoliopsida, Malpighiales, Euphorbiaceae. Gene Ontology annotation, molecular function: protein dimerization activity; RNA polymerase II cis-regulatory region sequence-specific DNA binding; DNA-binding transcription factor activity, RNA polymerase II-specific. The transcript has a single exon. Gene Ontology annotation, biological process: regulation of transcription by RNA polymerase II. The record is from RefSeq and is a predicted model, not a curated record.